Messenger RNA from Penicillium argentinense, 1734 nucleotides. Its product is annotated as putative arginine transporter. Lineage: Eukaryota; Fungi; Ascomycota; Eurotiomycetes; Eurotiales; Aspergillaceae. Gene Ontology annotation, biological process: amino acid transmembrane transport. Gene Ontology annotation, cellular component: membrane. Gene Ontology annotation, molecular function: amino acid transmembrane transporter activity. The transcript has 2 exons. The coding region runs from base 1 to 1734 and encodes 577 amino acids. The record is from RefSeq and is a predicted model, not a curated record.
AUGGCAGACGACCGGGUCUUCAACGCGCCGUGGUCGGAUAAGACAAAGUCGAAGAUGGUGUCUGAGAGCCCCGUCACGGAGGCGCAGCCCCAGCACGAGCAGCAGUUACCGGAAAAGGGCUUUGAGGAUGUCGACUACGAGAAGUACGGCGCCAGCCGCGAGUCGAAUCCGCUGCCGGAGCUGAAGCGCAAGCUGAAGAGCAGACAUUUGCAGAUGAUUGCCAUUGGUGGUACCAUCGGAACUGGUCUUUUCAUCUCGAGCGGAACGGCUAUUGUCGACGCUGGUCCUGUGGGUGCGCUGAUCGCUUAUAUCUUUGUCGGAACUAUCGUCUACUCGGUCAUGACGGCGCUGGGUGAACUUGCGACGUAUAUACCCAUUCCCGGUUCGUUCACGACGUACGCGGCACGGUUGAUCCAUCCCAGCUUGGGUUUCUCGAUGGGUUGGAUCUAUUGGUUCUCGUGGGCGUCGACCUUUGCUCUCGAAUUGACCACGACCGGUUUGAUUAUUCAGUUCUGGGACAGCACCAUUCCCAUCUCUAUCUUUAUCGCUGUAUUCUGGGUUAUGAUCAUCAUUUUUAACUUGAUGCCCGUGAGCUUCUAUGGUGAAAUGGAGUUCUGGUUCUCCAGCAUCAAAGUGAUUACCGUUAUUGGCUUCAUGAUCUUCGCCAUCUGCAUGAACGCCGGUGUGGGUGACGAGGGAUAUAUCGGAUUCCGUUACUGGGUGGACCCUGGUCCUUUUGUGGCUCCAAAGGCAUAUUUGGUGGAAACUAUGACUCCGUCUGUGGCUAAGUUUGUCGGAUUUUGGUCGGUUCUGAUCAAGGCCGGUUUCUCUUACCAGGGUACCGAGCUUGUCGGUAUCGCGGCUGGUGAGACUGAAAACCCUCGCAAGACCGUGCCGUCUGCCAUCCGCAAGACUUUUAUCCGAAUUGUCGUCUUCUUCAUCCUGACCAUUUUCUUCAUCGGAAUUGUCGUGCCCUCCACCGACGACGGUCUCGUGACGAGCGAGGGUGCCGGCGCCGACGCUUACAACGCCAAUGCUUCGCCAUUUGUGAUCGCCGCCAACCGUGCCGGUGUGAGCGUUCUUCCCGACAUCAUCAACGCCGUUCUCUUGACAGUCGUGCUCUCGGCGGCCAACUCCAACGUCUACAGUGGCAGCCGUAUCAUCGUCGGUCUGGCCCAGGAAGGCUUCGCGCCGCACUUCAUGAAGAAGACCUCCAAGGGUGGUGUCCCCUACUACGCCGUGGGCUUCACCGCCGCGUUCGGUCUACUCGGUUUCCUGAACGUCUCGAACGAGGGUGCAGAGGUCUUCAACUGGCUCCUGCAGAUCUCCGGUGUGGCCGGUUUCAUCACCUGGUGCUCUCUGAACGCCUGCCACAUCGCGUUCCAGCGGGCGCUCAAGGCGCGGGACGUGUCGCGCGAUAUUCUGCCUUACAAGGCGAUAUGGCAGCCCUGGCUGUCGUACUACGGCCUGUUCUUCAACAUCCUCAUUAUCCUCACCCAGGGCUUUACCUCGUUCAUUCCCCACUUCCAGGUCAAGGAGUUCUUCAUCAGUUACCUCAGUCUGAUCCUGUUCGUGGUGCUGUACCUCGGCCACUGGGCUCUGUUCCGGCCCAAGUUCGUCAAGCCGCUUGAUGCUGAUCUGGAUACGGGCCGGACGACGUUUGACAACGAGACGUGGGAGACAACCGAGCCGACCACGUGGUACGGCAAGGCCUGGCACUGGAUCUGUGACUAA